Ziziphus jujuba (common jujube) is the source of this 2334-nucleotide messenger RNA. Its product is annotated as protein LAZ1. Lineage: Eukaryota; Viridiplantae; Streptophyta; Magnoliopsida; Rosales; Rhamnaceae. The coding region runs from base 440 to 1900 and encodes 486 amino acids. The transcript is spliced from 9 exons. The record is from RefSeq and is a predicted model, not a curated record. Gene Ontology annotation, molecular function: transporter activity. Gene Ontology annotation, biological process: transport.
GACAAAACUAGGGAGUGAAAUAGCACGUGUUCCCGCUCCGGAAUCACGUGCGGAGUUUCAGAUUGCCCAAUGUACACCAUUUUUUUCCUUUGUUUUAGGGUUUUCAAUUAAAUUGAGGAGGAAAGCCCUCUAUUUUGUCUGUCUCUGCGUCUAGCCCUUUUUGACUUAUUCUCUGUAACUUGUUUUUCUCUGAAUUCUUUGUUCCUUUUUCUUUACAUUGAGAUUCAUCAAUUGGAUUCUGUAGCUGCGAAGAUCAUCAGCUCCAUUGUUCUUUGGUUUUUCUUUUUCUGUUUGGUUGCCGGAAAACUGUUGCAAAACCAGCUGGUCCAUAUUCUUUUGGUUCUCUUGAUUCACCACAUAUGCGUUUAUUACCGAAUUGGUGAUUCCAUUAUGCUGGAAAAACUUGGCAUUAUAAGAGAGUCAGAAGUCAACUUAGCUGAUGAAGAUAACAGCUUAUUUUAAUCUUGUCAUCGGAUUGGGCUAUUCACCUCCUGCAUGGGCAAGUCUAACUGCUGGUGCCUUGGUACUUGUUACUCUUAUCCUUUCAGUUUACCUACUAUUGGAGCAUCUUCAAGCAUACAAGAAUCCUGAGGAACAAAAAUUCUUGAUCGGAGUUAUCCUCAUGGUUCCCUGCUAUGCUGUAGAAUCAUUUGUAUCAUUGAUAAACCCAUCAAUCAGUGUUGAUUGUGAGAUACUUCGGGAUUGUUAUGAAUCCUUCGCCAUGUAUUGCUUUGGAAGAUAUCUGGUAGCAUGCUUGGGUGGGGAAGAGAGGACCAUUGAAUUUAUGGAAAGACAAGGACGUGCAAGUUCUAAGGCUCCUUUAUUAGAACAUGGUUCUGAAAAGGGAACUGUUAAUCAUCCUUUUCCAAUGAAUUAUUUUAUAAAGCCAUGGAAACUUGGCCAAUGGUUCUACCAAAUUAUCAAAAUUGGAAUUGUUCAGUAUAUGUUAAUUAAGGCUUUGACUGCUCUUUUAGCAGUAAUCCUCGAAGCCUUUGAUGUAUACUGUGAAGGAGAAUUUAAAUUGGGAUGUGGGUAUCCUUAUAUGGCAGUAGUACUAAAUUUCAGUCAAUCAUGGGCUCUGUACUGUCUAGUUCAGUUCUAUGCUGUGACAAAGGAUGAACUGGCUCACAUAAAACCAUUGUACAAGUUUCUGACAUUUAAAUCAAUUGUGUUUUUGACUUGGUGGCAAGGUGUUGCAAUUGCGCUUUUAUAUUCCCUUGGUUUGUUCAAAAGUCCCAUAGCUCAAGGCUUGCAGUUUAAGUCAAGCGUCCAAGACUUCAUAAUUUGUAUAGAGAUGGCCAUUGCUGCUGCUGUUCACCUGUAUGUGUUCCCUGCAAAGCCAUAUGAGCUAAUGGGAGACCGAUUCCCUGGAAGUGUUUCAGUUCUUGGGGACUAUGCAGCUGUUGAUUGUCCUUUGGAUCCUGAUGAGGUUAGGGACAGCGAACGCCCAACAAAACUUCGCCUUCCUACUCCUGACAUUGAUAGUAAGGGAGGCAUGACCAUCAGAGAAAGUGUUCGGGAUGUUUUUAUUGGCGGUGGAGGAUAUAUUGUGAAUGAUGUGAAGUUCACAAUGACACAAGCAGUGGAGCCAGUGGAGAAGGGGAUCACAAGGUUCAAUGAGAAAUUGCAGAAGAUCUCCCAAAACAUUAAGAGACAUGACAAGGAUAGGAGGAGGACAAAGGAUGACAGUUGCAUUUCGUCAGCACCUACACGAAGGGUGAUUCGUGGAAUAGAUGACCCUUUAUUGAAUGGGAGCAUUAGUGAUAGUGGGGUUUUACGGGGAAAGAAGCAACGGAGAAAAUCUGGAUACACUAGUGCUGAAAGUGGAGGUGAGAGUAGCAGUGAUCAAAGCUAUGGUGGCUAUCAGAUCAGAGGCCGUAGGUGGGUUACAAAAGAGUAGUUGAGAGGAAUGAUUGUGUGAAUUGUGAAAACUUAAAUAAGGCAGGUCAAACAAAGGUUGUGACAAGGAGGAUUCAAGUGUCAAAUGAGAUGUGUCGUCACCAUCACCAUGCGAUCAUGGGAUUGUGAUUUGCUACUCACAGGCAUGCUGGAUAGCAUGUUUUUGCAAAUGAGCAAUAUUAUUUUUUUGCUUCACUUGGAUCCUGUGGGUUCGGGAAUUAUCGUUCUAUGUGGAUAAGAAGAUGGUAUAUGCAAGGGUGAUGAAAGAUGUAUCAUUUUUACGAAUUACUGUUUUUUUAAGUUUGCUGUACAUAACUUCCAUGAAUCAGGGAUCAUGUUUCUUUGGAUGGGGAAAAGAUCUUGCUGCAUGAAUUAGAUAUCCUUACUAAUAAUUCAUAAAUGAGAUUUAAAGGCCAUGCGUUGUCUAUUAGUAAA